Molecule: messenger RNA, 1530 nt
Organism: Oikopleura dioica
Lineage: Eukaryota; Metazoa; Chordata; Appendicularia; Copelata; Oikopleuridae
Source: the annotation of a GenBank genome assembly
AUGAAUAUCUAUGAAGUAAAUGAAUUCAAAAACUCACUCUCUGCCGGCAUCCACGCUUUUCUCCAAGAAUCUCAGGAAGCAUUCAGCGUUAUCCGUUGUGAGACGGCAAAUUCGCUAGUUUCGUUUGACUGGACUUGUACUUGUUCGGAGUUGAGCGAUUGGUUCAGAAAGUUUUACGCUUGGGAACCGCUGGAAUGGUAUUUGAACACGCUGCGAAGGAUCGGAACUGACUGUGGGAACGAAGAGUGCUGUGAUGUUUACAAAAAUGAAUGCGAAAAUCGAAUGUACAAUAUGGCCGGCCUUUUUGACAAUAUUUACGAUAGAAGUUGUAAGAGUCAAUGUCAACCAGCAUCGCGAGGGAUCAACGACGAACACUCGGUCACGAGAUCGAGAAUGUGCUACGACAGUAUGAUCGAAAUAGAAAAAGAAGCGCGGAACUCGUCCAUUUGGUUUGACGACCAGGUCCCAUUCGCCGGCUUGCAAUUCUGCCAGAUCAACGGCGAUUCCAGCUACUCUCCUUGGACUUGUCUUGAUUCCUCCGCCAAGGCUUCUCUAAUAGUUUGCUGCAUUAUAAUCAGUCUCAUGGCUCUUGCAUCUGUCGUCUCCAACAUUCUUGUCCUCAAAAUUUACUGCUCUCGUAAACGGCUCAGAUCGGCAAUAGGUUAUCGAUGGCGCAUUUCUUUCGCCAUUUCGGAUCUUUUGGUUGGCCUGGUUGUUUUGCCCUCUGCAGUGUACAAUAUCUACCUGCGCUACAUGAAAGUAAUUGCUGUCGCAUCAGAAAUUUAUGGGCUGAUGUUCCAUUCAAUUGAACGGUGUGUCAACAUACGGUAUCCACUCCUCGAUAGAAAAAUGUGCAUCACAAUGGACAGAGCUGUAAUUGCUACGAUUCUCUUCACCUGGCUUUUCUCGAUAAUAAUGGCAGUGGCGAAAACGAAACUCGAGCUCAUUUCCUACUCUUGCAAUUAUUUCAAUUUGUUCGGAUGCAAUCUCUACUCGAUUCAAGACGAGUCGCUUAUCAUCUUCAUCGUGAUCUACUCCCUCCCUCUUUUAAUCGUUUGGUUUGUCAACAUCUUGCUUUACCGAUCAAUCCGCGUUUCUUCUUCUCAUCCGCUGGCUCAAGCCGCUAAAGAUGAUCAGACAAAAGUCGCUAGAACUUUGAUCGUCCUUACUCUCACCUUCUCCUUGUUUAUUCUACCACUAAUCAUCUGCGCGAUAACAGGCAUAUUGCUGGACACAGUUUACAUCAAUAUUCCCGAGCACUACGAUCCCAACGCUGCGAAUUUGUUCAAUUCGUUCGUCUUCCUCGCCGUUUUGGUCAGCAAAAUGAACGGAUUCGCAAACAUAGGAGUCUACUACUAUCGAAACGAAGAGUUCUGCCGCGAACUGAAGAGCUUGUUCGCCCCUUUUCGAGCGUGUAAGAUGCCGAAAAUCGUAGAAGGUCGAUGCACUGGAACUGGAUCGCGACAAAAUCGCGCGAAGUUGAAGAGCAAGAUUUCAGACCCCGACUUCACUACAACCAAAAAGACAUGA